CCAACAUCUUUUCCUUUCUUUCUGACAAAGCUGACCAUGGUAAGGCUGUCGUUGAAUCCAAACUCUUUGCUGUGAACCUCCCUGGACUUGGAAGGCUUCAUCAGAGGAGGGAUGUCUGGCUUGUUCUGACGUAGAGUCCCCACAACAGUGGGAUCCUUCUCCAGGAGAUGCUGCGCAAGAGGCACACUGGUGAAAAAGUUAUCCAUGGUGAUGUUGCGACCUGUGUUUCUCAAUCUACUACACAACUGCUGGACAAUGUUUUCCCCCAGAUUCUUCUGAACUUCUUCCCCUGGUUGUCUCCCCGUGUAAACUAUACCAUCUAUUGCAUAGGGGAUGCGUGCAUCACAAACCCAGAAGAUCUUUAGGCCGUAUUUGGCGGGCUUGCUUGGCAUGUACUAUAGAAACUUGCACCUACCCCUGAAUGGCACAAGCUGUUCGAAAACAAUCUUCCUGAGGGUUGACACUUCUGAUAUAGUCUGUGUGGUCCACAGUCAAAUGUAUUCCUGACAGCCACAGUUGAUAAGAAUCAAAGGUUCCCAUUGGAUUCCAUAGAAAAUGCAUGCGGGUCAUUUUUGACCCAAUUAUGGAAGCUUGGGGUAGUAAUACAAAAACUACAAUUUCUUAAAAUGUAUAACAGGUAAGUUAAAAAUGUAAAUGGAAUUAUAUCAAAAACAUGUUUUUUGAGGAAUACCUGGAAUAUGAAAUGAUAACAAUUUUUCAUUACGAAGAUAUUUCAAGAAAACAACCUCAUCGGGUCAUUUUUGACCCACUUGUGCAUCUAAGGGUUAAGUUUAACAGCACGGUCUGAAAUGAGUUCCACGGUGAUAUUAGCCAAAUGUCAGGCGUCAGUGGGGCCUCUCUUAGUGCUUCGCCUUUUGUAGCUGUUUCUGACGUGGAGUUUUUUCGCCCAUCUGAAUUUUGUCCUGUGAUGCAUUUUGUUCUCGAUCCUCGCUUUCAUUUCUCUCUUUUCUGUCAUAUCCCAUCCAUGUGUUCUACUCUCCUGAAUAGGAAUAACACCCCUUUUUUAUUUUUUUUGAUAUAUUUCUUUGAUCUUUGUGCUUCUCCAACAGCUGCUUCAAUAAAUCGUAGGUGGCCCGAGUCAGUUUUCACACCUUUCUUGCUGCCUGUGUCUUAUUGCUUUACCGCUGGAAGGGACAUUUUGUUAAAUCUCUGCUAUUCAGCCACAUAAUUAGCCCAAACUCCUCUGUGGCCGAGCUUUUCCCAAGAUGCAAAGUCCCCUGAGCUGCGUAAUGUGGACGAGGCGGGAAACAAGCAGAGCUGCAGCUCCGAUGCAAACAAAUAAUUACCCUUCACUUGAAAACACUCAAUUAGCCUCUAUUUCCAAGUAGAAUAAUGACUUUCCCCAACUAAGCGGAACGUCGGCUGUAAUUAGUCCGGACGGUGGAAGCUCGGCGUAGACGAUAAGUACACGACUGUUUUAUUAAGCCAACAGCGAAAAUAUCACAACGCACCAACGAGCUGGCUGUGUAUGCAAUCCGGAAGCGACGUGAGUUGUGUGAAUAGGCAAAGUAAAAAGGAAAGGCUCCAUGUAAGAGGAACAGGACACCGGCUUGGCUGCGCGUGCGGCAAUCAAUGCGCCGCUGACACUUCUCUUGGCACCGCGCACGCCGUUUUCGGAUCGUGUGCGUCGCCGUGGAUACCUCGCACAUCGAUUUGCUCACAGUAGCAUCGUCCAUCAAGGUUUUCGGUGAUUAUUAUCACUUCAGGCAUCAUGCCGUGGAGAAGAGGUCUUUGUCCGGCCACAGGGGGACACACAUCCGACUGGAAAAAGAACCCAAGGUCCAGUGGGCAGAGCAGCAAGUGGUGAAGAAGAGGAAGAAGAGGGACAUCUAUGAAGACCCAACAGAUCCAGAUUUCCCCGAGCAGUGGUACCUGGGAUGUGCCACAACCAUGCGCGGAUUGGUGGACGGUCUCCCACCCGUCCUGUGAUUGGCUGCAGUACCUGCAUAUAAGGGAAGCCAAGAUGGCGUCCGAGGCAGAGCAGGAGUUUGUAUGCUGGACGGGGAGGUGACGGACGUGGUGGAGGCCCACUCUCUGAGUCUCAACCCGCAGCACAUCCACAUUUACAGCGCCAGCUGGGGCCCGGAGGACGACGGCAAGUCGCUGGACGGCCCGGCCAAGCUGGCGAAGGAGGCGUUCCUCCAGGGAAUCACCAAGCGUGAACCUGACCUGGAGGGACAUGCAGCACCUGGUGGUGAGAACGUCCCGGCCCGGGCACCUCAGCGCCGGAGACUGGAAGACCAACGGAGUGGGACGCAGAGUGAGUCAUUCGUACGGCUACGGGCUUCUGGAUGCAGGUGCCAUGGUGACUCUGGCACAGGGCUGGAACACAGUGGCGCCGCAGCAUCAGUGUGUUCACACCAUGCUCACACAACCAAGAGACGUGGGCAGCAAGCUGGUGUUCAGCAAGAGCGUGGACGCCUGCUGGGGACUCCCGGAGUACGUCAGGUCUCUGGAACAUGUUCAGGCUCGCAUCACUCUCUCCCACAACCAGAGAGGAAAAUUGGCGAUCCAUCUCAUCAGCCCACUGGGCACGUGUUCCACCUUGCUGUUUCCCAGGCCUAAUGACUUCUCCUUUGAGGGAUUCAACGACUGGGCCUUUAUGACCACCCACCCAUGGGGCGAGGAUCCUCAAGGGGAAUGGACACUGGAAAUAGAAAAUGUAGCCGCUAAUGGCCGUGACCUCUUGGUAUUGAGUCAGUUCACCCUCAUUCUGUGGGGAACCGGAUCGAGCGUCGUCAACCCCUCCUCGUCUGACUUCCCUCGACCGUCCAACGACAGCUGCAAGACCUUCGAUGCCCAGCAGAUCUGUAUCGCGCGGCUCCUCCAGGUUUCUGCUGGUAAGAAAUUACAUUAUUUUGUCUUCAUUUUUCCCCACGGAGCAUAUUAAUUUUGUAGAUUCUCUCCAGGACAUCUUCAUCAGGGUGAAGCUCUCUCUCUUCAUUGUGAGCCCCACGCAUUGGAAGAGGAACACAAGGCUUUAUUUCCUCAUCUGUAACAGUGUAGACCACCGCGCAAGAUGAAUCAGUCUUUCAAUGCAAAGUACAAUUAUUAAGUAAUGAGAUCUUGUAUGACAUUUUUUAUGCUUGUUUUAUAUCCUUUUUUAUUUAACUGACGAUGGAUGUUGACAUUGUGGAGAUCAGCGUCAUGCUGGAAUAAGAAAUUGUCUGUUGCAUAGAUGGACUGUUUGUGUCUAUACUGGCAGAUUUGAAAACUUUCGGGGGUUGUUUUGCAUCCGACGCCGACCGAGGGAGCAGAUGGUUCAUCACUUCUUCACAUCUGUACAUUAUAGAAAGCGUGUUUCCUUCACUGCGGGCGCUUUGGCCUCAACAGGACGCCAGCGUUCCAUUUCCUUCUUCCUAAUAUUCAGUUGUAGGGCUGCAAGCGUGCUUCCGAAAUGCCGCCAAGGAACAAGUUUCAAUAUGGUUUAAAUUAAUAUAAAUGGAAAAGGUUUGUAUGUAUAUGGGGGGGAAACAUGGCCAGCUGGUAGCGGCGUUGUUCAUUAGCUGCUUUUCUUCAUAACACCCUGUAAAAUGCAGGUAACUGGGUACAUGGGGGAAGGUACAUUCAUUCUGUGGUCCAUAAUUAGAUCUGCCAGGAGAACUGGCUGCACAACUCAGUGCCCCUAAGAAGCGCCACGCUUUUUAUUCCAAACGCAGAACGUGUGAAAAUCAGUCAUCACCCCUCCCUCCCUCACCCCCUCCACACGCGCAGUGCAGUGAUCUCUCUCAGGCCUCAGGCCUCCCCGCCACCACGCUUUCUGUAUCCCUCUGUGCUGCUGAUCCCUUUUCACGAAGUGUGAGUCCUGCUGCUCAACGCCGUCGCCUGCACCUGACCGAGGGGGACACAUGGGGGGGAGGAGGACCUGCCAUGGUUAAACUACGUGAGCUUCGACGCAGUCAGCCUGCUUUGUUUUUAAUGUCAGGUUGAGUCCUUGACAGCCAUCUGACUGACAGCAUGUGUGCACAGGAUGUGCUGCUGGACUGACUCAACAUUGCCCCCUUCUGAUAACCUCUAAUAAAAUAAACAAACUUCAACAGUGGCCAGCUGACAGUUUUACAAACUAUUGCAGUGUCCCAGUCUACGUAUUGAGAUGUACUUUAUGCCCAUGGGUUUUACAUAUAUAAUUUAAUAGCUGUAUACAAUAAUUCCUCAUACUCUUACAUACAAGCAGGAAAUGCAUCCAAAAUCUGCAAUUUUAGCUUCUCAAAAUGAUGAGUGCUACUUUCCAGUUUGAAAAUCUUUAAUGUCCUCAUGUUUUGGACUGUUGUUGGUACAAAACAAGUCAUUAAAAAUAACAACUUGUGCGUUUUACACUUUUUUUUCCUGCCAUUUCAUAGACUAAAUUAAAACAGUGGCAGCUCUGAAUGGAUAUUUGAAAACCCAAUCUGAAUGACCGGAUCAUUUUUAAUUGGGUGAACAAACCUUUUUGUUUCUCUUCAUCUCAAAUGGGAAUCUCCCUCUGUGCCGCAAUGAUGACACAGACGUACCAAGAAUGGUCCCUGAUAGUGUGCACUGUAAAUCUCAAUACACCACCAAAAAAAAA
Messenger RNA from Gasterosteus aculeatus aculeatus (three-spined stickleback), 4567 nucleotides. Lineage: Eukaryota; Metazoa; Chordata; Actinopteri; Perciformes; Gasterosteidae. The record is from RefSeq and is a predicted model, not a curated record.